GACUCGGAGGCACUCCCUCGAGCGACGCUCUCCGCUGUUUUAAAUUCGUAUUUUAAAAACAUUUAGUCCCCCGGAGCUCAGUCGAGAAGCUUGAACGAUCAUCAUUCUCGGGUGGUUCGGUUCGGUCGUCCGUCGCCGGAUGUUCGAUCCUCGAUCGUCGACAAUCAAUCGAUAAUCCCCCCUGCGGCGCGAUCAUUUUACGCGCGACUUUACGCCUCGUUAAUCGUCGGAGUCCCUCCGAUCCGCGGUUUCCUUCCUCGAGAUCCUCUCCGAUAAACGUUCAAUCUCGAGCCGACGCGGUGGCCUUUCGAAUCGAGCGCUUUGAGCCAGUUCAUGUGCGUUCAUAUUUUUUUCAGGACGACAAGCUUGCGCUCCCCUUUCCAUAGUUUUUGACUCGAGUGCUCCGGCGGCAUGUUGACCCGGCCAAUUGUGCAGUGUGACGAGAGUGCCGAGCAAGAUCGCGGCUGACUUUCAACGAUGCGACGAACCACAAUGGUCUUCGCGGCACCAUCAUUUCUCACGGUGUGCUGGGCUCGCGCGCCAAUUCCGAGCCACGAAAAGAGUGCGUCCGGAUGAUUUUUUCGAGCGUUUCAAUCGGACGGAGGCUGUUGGAAAUCCGGAGGAAAAAGAUGAGACUGUGAGUCCUCGUUUGCUUGUGAUUCGAGAGCGUCGCGAUUUCGUUGUUUUCGCGAGCAGCGCCCACCGACCCAAUUUAUCUUCAAUUUUGCCCACCGACGCGAAAGAUCCGUUGAGAAGAUCCAUUUUAAAAUUCGUGCUCCAAUUCAUUCGAAAGAUUAUUCGGACACCGGGGCAUGAAGGUUGACGAGAGCCUCUUCGUUGCUCGUGCCACGAUCAGCGCUCGAGAGCGCGCUCGGGUCCUGGCAAUGUAAUCACACCGACCCUGAACCGAUAAACUUGCGCUCGCGGCCCGACGGAAAAAGGGAGCGAAAAGGGCAAGUAAUUAGGUCGAUGUCGACGAGGCGACAAAGUUCAGAGAAAAAAACUCCAGAAAAAAGUCCAUUUUUCAAUCACGAAAGAUCGCAAUGCCAGAGAAUCUUAUGCGGUUCGAGCAUGGUUUGACGUCGAGAUAAUCAGCAGCGACGCCGGUAGAGCAGGAGUGCAAGGAUGCCUCAGGGCAGUGUUCACUGGCAAGGGACACAGAGGAGAGCUUGCGGUCCUGGUGCAAACUGGAACGUUCAGGUCGUUAGAGGAAAAGUUACGACGCGAUGCAUCUGGCACGCUUGCAGGGCACUUGGAAUUGGACUGCUGCUAAUGCUCCUCGGCGCUUGCAUGGCCACGAUAGGGUACUAUGCAGAUCAACUGUCAGUCGCACAGGAGAUUCGUGGCAAUAUUACGGUCAAGGUGAAGAACGAGUCCCGCGGCUUCCACCUGAACAAUCUGAGCUACGCCGGGCCCAUUGUCAUGGGAGUCGGAGGCUUCAUCGUCGUCGCGGCGUGCGUGAUGACGUUCGAGGCUCGCGACAGCGCAGCGAAAGUCGUACCGGCGCGUUUCCGUUUCAAUCAAGGCUCGACCCUGAAGAAUCGUAAUCAACGAAGCCGUCGCUCGACUUCGAGCCAGACGACCAAGUGGGAUCACCAGUUCGGCCUCUUCCGAGUUAAUCGAACUCCGAGCCCGAGCGCACAGGAGAUUUACCGGAAACAGCUCACCGCCGAAUUCCUCCGAUUCUCCAAGAAUCUACAGGACAAAGGCUUACCGACGAAUCCGAUAAAGAAGAGUCCGAGCGCACCCUCAUUGGUCACCAAGAAAUCACCGGGCAGCCGGAAAGCCCCCAAGUACGCUGGCUGCGCGCUCCUCAAUCCGGAACUCCUCCAGCGACAAGCCUUGUCCGUUGACAAUCCGGGAUACAGUCCCCCCCAGCAUCGAUCCAACGGCGAUAGCAGCGAGCAGAACAAAAUCAACGGAAGUCAGGUCUCGAUGGCCAUGGAUCUUCACAUACCGAACAAAGGACCGGUCACGCUCAAGGUUAAAGAUCGCUCGGACACGGCGCGGAGACAUCAACUCCUGAGACAGACGAAAAUUGAGGAUGUCGAGGAGGCACCCGCUCCGGAAGAUCCGAAGAAAAGUCACUCGAAGAAACCGCAGCAAGACGCUGCGAACUAUUCUUGGAGCGCUUACAGCCGAUAUCCCGACGACUUUUUACCCCGGAAACGGAGCUCCAUCGACGUCAGAACCUCCGAGGAACUCGGCCUCUUACCGACACCCGGCGGGAGCUGCUCACCUCGCGACUUUCGCAAAAUUUCGUCCCCCAACUUUCGCAAUAUGUCAUUCGACAGGAUCGGAGGGGAACGCAGAAUGGAAAAGUCGCUUGGAAGCCGCAAAGCGAGUCUCGAGUUCAAGAGAAGUCCGGACUUCCGCAGGGCCGACUACAGAUGUAUGUUGGACGACGGUGACAUGAGAUCGCGAGCGAACACCGGGGAGAGUGUGCGCCGUCAGAGGCAGCCAAAACUUUACCACUCGAGAUCAGACGACACGAGACGCAGGUCGUUCGACAAGCACAGAAGGGAUUCGCAACAGGCGAGCAGACAUUCGCUCAAUACUCAAGUGGUGCUGGAGGGUUGCGGCCCCGAGUACGAGCUCAAGUACUUCGCAACGCCCUCGAACGAAACGAAUCUACAGGAUAAUCGAGCCAAUUCGGACGAGAGUCAUCACGUCGUUGAGAUUAACUUGGACGCCUGCUCCAACACUAUUACGCCCGAACAAAUAUCUGUCGAGAGCGAUGCUUUGUUGGAAGAACCCGAACUCGAGAAUCUAACGGACCCCGAAGACGACAGCAGCGACGAGGACGACGACGACGACGACGUCGGCCAAGAGAUCGAUGAAGGAAGCUCGAAACUUCAGACUCAAAGUUCUAAGGGCUCUUGCAAGAAACGUCUCGUCACUCAGCAAACUGUCUUGCACGUCGAUCUCGAAUAAUUCGAUUUUUCUCUCGUUUCGUCAUCGGGAACGAGUCGUGAAUUGCGACGGCUCUGAGGAGACGCAAUUUUUCUUGUUAAUUUUUUGAAAUUUUGAACUUUCUUGGAAACUCGCGAGCUUCCAUUACUUUUUGCUCACUCGACCGAUCCUGUUUCGAUGAAACUUGUCGCAAGACUGCUUAGUCCUCGCGGACAAUCUUUCUCGGUGUACUCCGAAGCACGAGCACGAGGGCACAGCAGGGAAACUGUCGAAAUCUCGUGCCGUCGAGUGCAGCUGGAUUUCUAGUUUUUGCAGGAGCUGUCCAAACUUUUUUACUUUCUUAAGAAAUGGAACUUUCUUUUCGUGAUUUAUUUGAAGCACAAAACGAAAGUUGGUUAAAAUUUGAAGGAAAAUCAAGUAUCUAGGCCUGGGACGGCCUAGAAAUUUUGAACACAAAUAUUUUUUAAGCUCGCUUUUGGAGUCGCGCGAAUCUCGCAAUGAUGGAUGUGCGAGUCUCACGAUGAGAAAGAAAAAAGUGAAAGACCCGAGAAAAUCGUGAAAACUUGGCGACUCCACAAGGGCGAAUUCGAAGCGAUAAGUUCAUCGAAAUGUUGCUCACUCCCAUCUUACAAUGACAGAAAAAAUAAUCUUCGUCGCGAUCAACGACAUCCACCCGAAGUUCCGAUUCUUCGUUAAAUCGAAAUUAUUUCGAUAUUCAUCGGCGCAAUGUUCCGCGCCGAUAGAAGCCUGAUUAACGAGACACUUUAGAAAAAACGCUCGGGAAUCCCGUGGAACGAGCAUCGUUGUUAUUGGAGAAAAACAAGCGUAGGAAGAACGUGAAAUUUUUCGAAUUGCGUUUUCUAAUGCGACAAUCAUCCAACGAGCUGGUCUCGUUUUACCUAACUCAACAGUACGUUUUCAAUGGACCGCAUCGACAGCCGUCGGCAGGAGAAGCAGGUGAGACAGCUCCGAAGAUUUCCGACGACGAAGCACGUCGAUCUCGGGGGCUUUUUCGUUUCAGUCAAUCUACCUGAAAAACAAGAUGAGCAGGGUGUUUCAUCUCUUUAUCGAUAAAAAUCAUCUCGGCCUACAGCUUUCACGACUCCGUUGAAAAAAAAAACCCACAAAAUCCCAUCACAUUUGUAUUUAACUGAGAAAAAACCAAUUCGGAAACUGCUCCGAUGGGUCUUCGUCUUUCCCAGCAAUCGUUCUGACAUUGAGUAAAAAAAAUAGCUCUAAACUCGUUGCUUUCUGCAGACAAGAAAGAUUUUUGUAUGUAUUUUGACUGCAGUGGACAAGGAAUUGGAGGAAUCGUCAUUUCGGACUCGUUUCUGAGUUUCACAUAAGCUUUCGUUCGUCGAAUAUAUUUUUGUAUGAAGCAACGCUUUCUGAUACUUCGACUCGAAGUUAGUGUGUGCAAGGGGACGAAAAUUCGAUCGAUGUUUUGUUGAUUUCGAGUACCCGAAUCGUGCGUGCCAAUUUAGCUGUCGUUGCCGAUCCAUUCGCACUCUCCGCGUUGUGUUUUCUCGUUGCUAAACUAUAUUGAUACUUUGAAAACAGGAGGAAGAUAAAAAUCUAUUUAUACAAGUGUUCCAAACUGUACGAGGCUUUCUAGGGGAGUGAAAAUUUUACCAUCACUCGAAGCCAAACUUUCUUAACGACUUCUACACCGUAUUUAUACACGCUGAGCCAAAUUCGAGGGAAAUUCGAACUGAAGCUCGGUCUCAGCUGUCGCAGUCUACUUAGAACAUAUCAAAUUAGAAGCUAAAAUUUUCAUAUGAAGUCUUCCAAGUUAAAAACUCUCGUUUUUUCUCGACAAAUCGAUGACUCCUGAGACUAAAGUUGCAUCUCAUGCCUCUAUUUCUAUACACCCAAUUGCUAUGAGCGAUCUUUACUCUUGUUGGUUCUUUGGAGGUAGUGCAAGUAAGGAGAGCAUUUAAUAACGUCGAGUUUUUUCAACGGACCUCCAAGUUCUCGCACGAGAUACUGCGAAUUAAAUUUUAUUCGUUCCAAUAAAAUUUAUCGGGCCUGGAGGACACACGACUGGCGGGCAAUCCGCUCGAGGCAGUCGAUCAAAUUUAUGGACCUUUCAUCCACUGUAUUCGUUAUAUCCCUGUUGGACAGAUUCGCCCGUUAACACCCUCGAAAUCAUUUAUUGAAAUGUUUUUUCCUCUGUCAGUAUAUUUAAGCGUUUGUAUCGAAAUUUCACGAAUGAAAUGUUCGAAUAGCUCGGGUGCUAAUUCGAGUAGAAAAUCGUUGAGAUGUUUUAUCCCUUACAAAAUUAUUUUUUAUCCUCCAUUCGAAAAUCAUUCGAAUAAUUAACUGCAAUUUGUUUGCAAUUGAAUUCAUCAAUUGGUUAUAAAAUUCUCGAAGAAUCUUCAUUUCAACUGAUGAUUGACAAAAUCCUUUCCCUCCAUCGUUCAUUUGUCUAGAAAAUCGUUGAGCAACGAGCUCGUUUUGGAGGGCUUGACAACUCGAGUAAUCACACUCCAAAGAAGAGCGUUCGACAAUCCAGUGAGAUAACGUAAUUUCCAAUUAAAAAUCUCGAGAUAACGUAGCGUAAUGUUGUUAAAUAAAAUUUGAAAAAUGCUCUCAUUACUUGGCGGGUCUCCCGAAAUAUACAGUCUUUGUACGAAUCUUUUUGAAGCGAUAAGAGCAGUGAAUAUGUCGUUGAAAUCACACGUGUUUACGAGCCACCCUUUUGCGAGGUGCAUAUAAUCGUUAUAAAUAUAUAAAUUGUAUACGUAAAUGACCGUAAAUAUGAGCAUGAAAAAACGUAUAUCCAAAGAAAUUUAUUAUAAGUAUAUACAAAUAAUGAUAAAAAUAAACAAUGUGGAUUGUAAGAAAAAGAUAAAAAAAAAAACAAAAACAUAAUUGAGCUGUGAUGUAAUCGUUCGUUGUUAAGAAAAAGUGGUUGAAAAAGUGUGUAUUCGACCAUAUAAAUAUACGAGUUAAGCACUGUACCAGAAAUUGGGUCAGGGACGAUUUGAAGUUGAUUGAAUCUCGAUGUGAAUCAUUGUUCCAAUGGAAAUUUGAGAUUUCUUUUGUUAAGUGUGAUCAAAAAGUACGCUCGAUCGACUCGUAGAACGAAUGUGAUGAGCCUGCUUUUGCGAUCGUUAAAUAAUAAUACGCUGUCUCGAAACGACGACAACAACAACAGCGAAAGGAGAGAAGAAAAAAAAUGGCACGUUAAAGAAAAGCGGAGUUUUAUUGCUGAUCCGGCGAAACGAAAAAUCACUCGAAUUAUUGUGAAACAUUGCCCCGUUCGUCCCGAUGAAAUUGUAACCCACCCGCAUGCUCGUUGUUGUGACACGUCAAUAAAAAAACGAGAUCUGUUGAGCCUCGUUUACGUUGAUUCAAA
Molecule: messenger RNA, 6274 nt
Organism: Venturia canescens
Lineage: Eukaryota; Metazoa; Arthropoda; Insecta; Hymenoptera; Ichneumonidae
Exons: 8
Coding region: 1126-2934 (602 amino acids)
Source: RefSeq, a predicted model, not a curated record